AUGGCGCCGGUCAUCAUUACAGGUGAGUCCGGUAGCGGUAAAGAGUUGGCUGCGAGGGAAAUUCAUACCAGCAGUGCCAGGUCAGAUAAGCCUUUCAUUGCCGUUAACUGUGGUGCGAUUCCUGAAACCCUGAUGGAAGCCGAAUUUUUUGGCUAUAGAAAAGGUGCGUUUACCGGCGCUGCUGAUGACAGGGACGGUUUUUUUCAGGCCGCCAAUGGUGGUACGCUGAUGCUGGAUGAAGUGGCAGAUCUGCCUUUGCCCAUGCAAGUCAAGUUAUUGCGUGCCAUACAGGAAAGAAGGGUACGCAAAGUAGGCGCUACCGUGGAAGAGGCAGUCGAUAAGAAGGACGCUUUCGCCAGGAUCUGUAUUACCGUCUGA
Messenger RNA from Stylonychia lemnae, 378 nucleotides. The record is from the annotation of a GenBank genome assembly. Lineage: Eukaryota; Ciliophora; Spirotrichea; Sporadotrichida; Oxytrichidae.